UUAUAUAGUUCAGGGUGGCCUGGAAAUGUUGGGGAUCCUCUAGUGUGAGCUUUCUAAGUACAAGUGCUGGGAUCCCAGGUGUGUGUGUGUGCACCAAGCUCCCCUUUUUUUAUGUAAAGUGAAGGACGUGCUUGGUCUCCUAAGCAAAGUGCUGGAGACCUUAAGUGAAUAGCUGAGCCCUGGAGGUCAGAUGUAUGAGUCACUGAGGGACGGAGUCUGGGGCUCUUGAGCUGGGUGGGGCUUUUCUAUAUGGAACCCUUGGGAUGAGUCAGGUGAUGAUGGAAGAUUCAGUUGCUGGACUGCUAGGAAGGAGUUAAGUGAUUGCUGUCACCUCAGCAGAGCAUCAGGUUACCUGGGUGCAGGUUCUUCUAAGAAGGGGUGGAGCCAGGUUUUCCUCUGGCACUCCAGCCUGCCUGAGGUCUCCAGAGGAGGUUUGAAGAAUACCACUGACUAGGGAAGGGGCUUUGCUGGGUGUCCUCUUCCUAACCUUUGAUCCCUAAGUCCCCAGCUAUGUCCUUAUCACCUAGACUCUCCUCAGAGCCCCUCAGUCAUCCCCCCGGAGCCCCUAGGGAGCUGGAUGUUGCCCAAAGUACCAUCUGCCCUGGGCUGGCAGAGGAGACAAUCAGGCCAGAGCAGGUCCAGGACUCCUUGGACCCUUCUGAGUACUUCCAGGGUGCACUGAGAGGCACUGAGCCUGCUGCCAGCACCCCCAGGACACCAGCACCCCCUUCGCAUGAGGAACCAGCUGGCAGCAAGCUCCAGGAGCAUGCCAUCUCUGGCCGUGAAGUAUUGGAGGCUGAGCAUGACAGCCUGCAGCUCUGCCUGUUGGGGCUGGGCCUCCGACUGCAGGACCUGGAGCAAGGCCUCAGGCCAUGGACACUGGCCCAGAGCGGGAUGGCCCAGCUGCAGGUCUUGCAGGCAGAACUACGAGGGGCAGCAGAACGUGUGGAUGCACUGUUAGCAUUUGGUGAGGGGUUGGCACAGCGAAGUGAGCCCAGGGCUUGGACAUCUCUGGAGCAGAUCCUGAGGGCCCUCAGGGCCCACCGCGAUACCAUCUUCCGACGGCUCUGGAAGCUGCAGGCUCAGCUAGUCAGCUAUGACCUGGUGUUCGAGAAGGCCAACACAUUGGACCAGGACUUGGAGAUUGAAGGAGACUCAGACGGGCCAGGACCUGGUGGAGUCUGGGGGUCCUGGGCACCCAGUAACCUCCCCACUCCUGCAGAGUUGGAGUGGGACCCAGCAGCAGAUGUUGGGGACCUGGGGCCCUUGGGGCAAAAGACAGCCUGGGCUCUGGGGACUCCCCGUGAACUGUGUGGCCAGUGGGGCCCCCAGGGCAGGGGACAAGGCCUUGAGGACGUGCUCAUGUCGGGGCUCAGCCACUGGGAACAUUUAGGAAGUCACCGAAGACGCUCUCGGCUCCGGAAGCCUCAGGACAAGAAGAGGCAAGUGUCUCCCAGUCUCGAGGACAUGAUGCUGGAGGUUGAUGAUGGGGACCCCACUCCUGCAUCCAGGAGGCCCAGGACCUUCCUCCUUGUCCUCCUCCUCCUCUUCCUUCUCCUGGUGGGUGCCACGUUGCUGCUGCCCAUGUCAGGGGGCCCCUGCUGCUCUCAUGCCCGACUGGCCAGGACACCCUACCUGGUGCUCAGCUAUGUCAAUGGUCUCCCCCCAAUCUGAGUACCUAGCCCAGA
Messenger RNA from Octodon degus (degu), 1688 nucleotides. RefSeq names its product spectrin repeat containing nuclear envelope family member 4 (gene Syne4). The record is from RefSeq and is a predicted model, not a curated record. Lineage: Eukaryota; Metazoa; Chordata; Mammalia; Rodentia; Octodontidae. Bases 511 to 1674 code for a protein of 387 amino acids. The transcript is spliced from 8 exons. Gene Ontology annotation, biological process: establishment of epithelial cell apical/basal polarity. Gene Ontology annotation, cellular component: nuclear outer membrane; meiotic nuclear membrane microtubule tethering complex; nuclear envelope.